CAGCCGAUACGGAUCGUGCAGCGAACCCGCUCACAGGAGGAUGUGAAACCGACUCCGGACCGCGCCGCGCCGCCUCCAAACGCCAUGAAAUCUACAUAACUCAACGUUUUUCUGCCGCGGUAGACUCAGAUCGAGGUGUAAAUAUGAUUUUAGCGGAGUAUUUUCUUGUUUUGGGGCUGUUUUUGGCGCCGGGAGCUGCGAAGAAGGACGGAGGGGACGACGAGUGGGUGCAUCUGCCGAACAAGUGCGAAGUGUGCAAGUUCGUGAGCAUCGAGAUGAAGUCGGCGUUCGAGGAAACGGGAAAGACAAAAGAAGUGAUUGACAGGAACUACCGCUUCAUCGACGGAAAAGGCGCCGCGCCGAUCAAAUAUGUCAAAUCGGACCUGCGUUUCAUCGAGGUGGUGGAGAACGUUUGCCAAAGACUUCUGGAGUACAACCUGCACAAGGAGAGAUCCGGCUCAAACCGCUUUGCCAAAGGCAUGUCUGAAACCUUCUCCACGCUCCACGGUUUGGUGAACAAAGGCGUGAACGUGGUGAUGGACAUUCCCUAUGAGCUGUGGAACGAGACGUCGGCUGAAGUGGCCGACCUCAAGAAACAGUGCGACGUGCUGGUGGAGCAGUACGAGGAGGUGAUCGAGGACUGGUACAAGGGCGACCAGAGCGAGGACCUGACCACGUACCUGUGCGCCAGACACGUCUUAAAGGGACAGGACGCCGCGCGUCUGAACGAGGAGUGGUCGAAGAGGAAAGGAGACCGCGCCGCCAUCGCCGAGGACAAGAAAAACAAGAAGAGCAAAAACGACGACAAGAAGAAGAAGAAGAAGAAGAAGGGGAAGAAAGACGCCGACGCUCCGGACGCCGAGAACAAGAAGAAGAAGGACAAGAAGGUGAAGAAGAAGAAGAAGUCCAAAGCGCCGGUGGAGAGUCAGGAUCCAGGGGCCACGACGGACGAGGAGAUCCAGCCCCAGGUGCCUCUGAGCGGGGCCAAGACGGAGCUGUGAGCCCCUGGUCCUGGAGGUACAAACGUGAACCUGAAAACAAACAAACAAACAAAAACACGUCUGUCGUUUGUGCUGCAGAAAGUUUAGUUUGUGCUGUUUUAGUUUUGGAGAUAUUAACGAUUCUUUUAAAGGUCAGACUGGGGUCAGCGGCUCCAGACUCAGACUCAAAAUGUUCUAAAAACGACUCAAAAUGGAGUCAGUCCAAAAGUUUUGUUUGUACGAUUCUGGUUCUUAAACCGUUUGAAUGAAAUUGUCACUUUUUGGACGUAAAAUAAAUAAACUAGGUACAAACAAGGUCUAAACCAGAGCCAAACUAGGUCCAAACCAGGUCCAAACCAGGUCCAAACCAGGUCCAAACCAGGUCUAAACUAGGUCUAAACUAGGUCUAAACUAGGUCUAAACUAGGUCUAAACCAGGUCUAAACCAGGUCCAAACAAGGUCUAAACCAGGUCUAAACUAGGUCCAGACUAGGUCUAAACUUGGUCUAAGCCUGGUGUAAACCUGGUCUAACCCAGGUCCAGACUUGGUCCAGACUAGGUCCAAACCAGGUCCAAACCAGGUCUAAAUUAUGUCCAAACUCGGUCUAAACCAGAGCCAAACUAGGUCCAAACCAGGUCCAAACCAGGUCCAAACCAGGUCUAAACCAGGUCCAAACCAAACCAGAUCAACUAGGUCCAAUCCAGGUCCAAACCAGGAUUAAACAAGUUCAAAACAAGUCCUAAACAAGGCCUAAAUAAAGUCCAAACCAGGUCCAAACCAGGUCCAAACCAGGUCCAAACCAGGUCCAAACCAGGAUUAAAAAAGUCCUAAACAAGUCCUUAAACUAAAGUAGAAACGAUGUAGUCCACUUUUAGACCUGGUUUAGACCUAGUUUAGGACUUGUUUAGGACUUUUUAAAUCCCGGUUUAGACCUGGUUUAGGACUUGUUUAGGACUUUUUAAAUCCUGGUUUAGACCUGGUUUAGGACUUGUCUUAAGAACCGUAAAAGCUCAGAGUUUAACAAGUCCUAAACAUUCGCCAUUUUCGGCCGAUGACGUGCAAAAAAUUGGCGAAACUUUCCAUAAAUUCUUUUGUGCUGUUAAUAUUUUACUUCUUGCGUUAACAUUUUAAAAGUUUUCAUUUACGUAUUUCGCUGAUAAGAUCAUGUCAUUUCCUCCCAGAAACAACGUCAUGUAAUCAGCAAAAUAAGUAAAAAGAGAAUCGUUAAUAUUUCCAAAACUGAAGCAGCACAAACGAAACUUUUUGCGGCACAAACAGUUCCCGUAGUUUUUGUGCAGUUGUGUGUUUUUUUGGGGACCGACUUCACGUUUUCAGGUUUAAAACGUCUUGAGUUCAGAAUAUUUAUUUUGAUUUGACGAGUUAAAGAGAAGCUCUAAACCAUUAUGCAAAAUCCACUUUUACCGAGCUUUUCUCUCAUGUUUUUGUGGUCGUUGUGGACGCUGAUUGUGUUGUGUCGCGCUCUGCAGGGGGAGUGACUUAGCGCGGAGAGCGAGGAGUAAAACACAACAUUAUAAAACAUUUUUAAACAUUUUCCAAUCAAUAAAAAAGUAACACGGUGAUCUGAUUAUGUCACAUGUUAGAAAGUUAAUACGCCAAAAAAGUUAAACAGCCCAUUUUUAAGUUUUAUUCCUUAAAUAAUUUGAAAUUUUAAGAUAUUUUGACAGAUUUCGCUUUUGACUUUUAUUUAUUUGUGUCAAAAUUAUUUGCUGAAAUAAAACAAAACAAGAAGCCGCGAUAAAAACGGAAUAUUUUCAGACAUAUUUGUUUACGUUUUUUUCAGAAAUGUUAAAAAAUUAAAAUAUGAACUUUGCAGAUGUGAAAGUUUUGGGGAUUUGGACGAACGUAACGACUGAAAACGGCUCAAAUCAGGGUAAAUAUUUUAAAUUCAAGACAUUUGAAGCGACGUAGUUUCAUUUUGCUGUAACACGAGCGACAUGAGAGCGAUUACAUUUGGAUUUUAAAGAAGUUUUAUCAGUAAUUCAGAUGGAUUUGAGAUAAUUUUCGCUCAAAAUUUGACUAUCGUUGGUUCACAAAUGAAAGUUUUGUGAUUUUAAGAUUAAUUUAUACUUAAAAAAGGGAUUAAAAAGACUCUAAAUAUACAUUCUUUAUUUGAUAUCAAACUUUUGGACCAAUACGACAGACAGAUUAUUUUAGUUUUUCACGUUUGUUGCAUCAAAUUGUGAAAGUGAUUUUAAAUGAAAAUUGCAAAAGGAGCUGUUUUUAAUUUUUUGUGAUGAUUAUGAUGCAAAAAUUUCACAUUUCACAACACGGCUGCCACUGUUUUCUUUCACUUUUCGUGCAUCUCGAUAAAAGUUCUGCUGUUUGUUUUUCGUAUUGUUCAAGGAGCCGAGUGACUUUACGGUUUGAUUUGUUCGGUGAUUUAAAAAUGCCUCUUUACUGCAAAUAUUCUGCACAUGUCGGAAACUUUACACAUUUCAUUUUCUCAUCACUUUUAAAGCUCCGAUAAUCUGACACAUAUUUUAAAUUAAUUUUUUUUGUUUUUGCUCAGUGUUUUGGUUGAAGUGUUUUAAAAAGACCGUGUGUGUGGUUCUUCUGUUUCUGCCGUUUUGUGUGUUUUGUUUGUGUGUUUUGUUUGUGUGAUCCUGUGUGCAACUGCAACUGCGUUUGUACGUUUUUUAAAUAAAGUUAUUGUUGAACUGAA
Messenger RNA from Boleophthalmus pectinirostris (great blue-spotted mudskipper), 3663 nucleotides. RefSeq names its product canopy FGF signaling regulator 3 (gene cnpy3). Bases 144 to 1001 code for a protein of 285 amino acids. NCBI's taxonomy places the organism in Eukaryota, Metazoa, Chordata, Actinopteri, Gobiiformes, Gobiidae. The record is from RefSeq and is a predicted model, not a curated record. Gene Ontology annotation, molecular function: signaling receptor binding. The transcript is spliced from 7 exons. Gene Ontology annotation, cellular component: endomembrane system.